Molecule: messenger RNA, 2301 nt
Organism: Liolophura sinensis
Lineage: Eukaryota; Metazoa; Mollusca; Polyplacophora; Chitonida; Chitonidae
Product: importin subunit alpha-7-like
Exons: 13
Coding region: 93-1703 (536 amino acids)
Biological process (GO): protein import into nucleus
Cellular component (GO): cytoplasm
Molecular function (GO): nuclear import signal receptor activity; protein binding
Source: RefSeq, a predicted model, not a curated record
CUCGGGAAAGGGAAACGAAGGAGAGAAUAAAGGAGCACGUUGUGUUUUUCGUAAAUUUCUCAAAAACGUGAUUUACAUCCUUCACCCGUCUAAUGCCUGCGGAAAUGUCUGACUCAGCUAGUCCAGCUAACCACCGACUUAAGUCUUACAAGAACAAAGCCCUAGACUCCCAGGAAUUACGCCGGCGACGUGAAGAGGAAGGUGUACAACUGAGGAAACAGAAAAGAGAGGAACAGUUGUUCAAGCGUCGAUUUUUACCACUUCCGGGAGAUGAGAAAGAUGAUGCGUUUGAUGUUCAGGAAGCGUUUGUCAGUUCCACUACAGCUCCUGGUGGAAUUUCGCCUGACAUGGUCACAGCUUUGUACAGUGAUAAUCCUUCAGAACAGGAAGCUGCCACACAGCGCUUCAGAAAGCUCUUGUCUAGAGAACCAAAUCCUCCCAUAGAUGAGGUCAUACAGACUGGAAUAGUUCCACGAUUUGUCGAAUUUUUACAGAAAGAAGCUAAUUCUGUGUUACAGUUUGAGGCAGCAUGGGCCUUGACAAACAUCGCCUCUGGCACCUCCAUGCAGACGCGGGUUGUAAUAGAGGCAGGGGCUGUCCCAAUAUUCAUAGCUCUCCUCAGUUCACAGAUAGAAGAUGUUCAGGAACAGGCGGUUUGGGCGUUGGGCAAUAUUGCUGGCGACAGUGCUGAGUGCCGGGACUAUGUAUUAAACCAAGGCAUCUUGGUUCCUUUAUUACAGUUAUUAAGCACCACCACAAGUCUAUCCAUGACAAGAAAUGCAGUAUGGUGUUUAUCAAAUUUAUGUAGAGGGAAAAAUCCACCUCCUGAAUUUGCCAAGGUUCUGCCAGCCCUGCCUGUGUUGGCCCGCCUCCUCUUCCACACAGACAAAGACGUGUUAGCAGACGCCUGCUGGGCUCUCUCCUAUUUAUCAGACGGUCCUAAUGAGAAAAUACAGGCGGUCAUAGAUUCAGGGGUUUGCCGGAGACUCGUGGAAUUGUUAAUGCAUGGGAACCAGAGUGUGGUGUCUGCUGCAUUGCGCGUGGUGGGGAACAUUGUCACAGGAGAUGAUUACCAGACCCAGGUGAUACUGAACUGUUCAGCCUUACCCUGCCUCCUCCACCUGCUCAGCAGCUCGAAGGAGUCCAUUAGGAAAGAGGCCUGCUGGACGAUUUCAAAUAUUACCGCAGGAAACAGAAUGCAAAUUCAGGCUGUCAUAGAUGCAAACAUUUUCCCAGUUUUAAUAGAAAUUCUCGGUAAGGCUGAAUUUAAGACAAGAAAAGAGGCAGCGUGGGCGAUAACCAACGCAACGUCCGGUGGAUCACCUGAACAAAUUAGGUUUCUGGUGGAACAGGGCACCAUCCCGCCCCUGUGUGACCUGCUGACUGUGAUGGAUGGGAAGAUCGUCCACGUCGCCCUCAGUGGGCUGGAGAACAUCCUGCGCCUCGGGGAGCAGGACGCCAAGCUUCACAUGGCCACAAACCCUUACGCGGUCACAAUAGAGGAAUGUUACGGUCUGGACAAAAUUGAAUUCCUACAAAGUCAUGAAAAUCCAGAAAUUUACCACAAAGCCUUCGGCAUUAUUGAGAGGUACUUCGGUUCUGAGGAAGAAGACAAGGAAAUAGUCCCAACGGUAGAUGAGAACAACCAGCAAUAUAAUUUCAAUGCGGGAGAAAAUGCACCAAUGGGAGGUUUCCAAUUCUGAAGGGUGUGUAUAUGAGACAGCGAGAGUCACAAAUCUUUUCCAGUUUUUGCACUGGAGAUCUGAACCCUGUCAUCACAGACGCUGCUGUGGAUCGUCAACUACUCUGGGUUAAGUUACAGGUCUGUGAUGCAUAUUUCAGAUUUUUUUUUUUUGCCAAAAUUAUGUAAUAUACCAUCAGGCAAAAUUUCGUCUGUUACUGAAGCCCAUGGACUAGGUAGCAAAUGUCACUGGUUUAUUUCUUCACAGACUUGAAGUGAUAAACGUUGUCAAGUGACCAGUUGGUACAUUCUGAAAAACAGUAAAGAUGGGUUGUUAUGAGAUCAGUUAGUUCUUCCCCCACCCCCUCCCAAAACCAAAUUUUGGGCAGAAUUGCCACCAUAUUGUAGUCUCUUUCAAAUAUCGAAUACCCACUGAUUAUGUAGGAUUUGUUAUCUGGGAACUUAAUUGCUGUUGUUGUUGCUUCCCUUGUUACCACAAAUUCCUGCCUAAUCGAGCUGAUGUAAUUUCACAGCUUCCGUCUCUCGAGCCAUUGAUCGGUGGUUGUAGUUUGACUUUUUAUGAGUGUUAAUUUGUGGCCAGAUUCAACAUCUGUACCAUG